GUCACGCAGGAAAAUUCGAUCAAGAUGGCUGACGGCGUGGACAUCGAUAUUUACGAAAACUUAGAAGAUUUUAACCAGCAAGAAGGUGAAUUCAACCAUCAUGAAGGCAUUGACUUGUAUGAUGAUGUGAUCACAGCCCCCUCUGGUGAGGGUGAACCAGUUGCAACACCCAAGCCAGCCCCUACAUCGCAAACACAAGUUCCCACUGGAGCGUGGACAGGCAAGAGGAUUGCAUUGUAUGUUGGAAACCUGACGUGGUGGACAACGGAUCAAAACUUGACGGAUGCCAUCUCCAGUUUGGGAGUCACAGAUCUGGUUGAGAUAAAAUUUUAUGAAAACAGAGCUAAUGGACAGUCCAAGGGGUUUGCCGUUGUCACGUUGGGGUCAGAUGCCUCGUAUAAGACAGUCAUGGACCGCCUGCCAGGAAAAGAGCUCCAUGGACAGAAUCCAGUAGUCACACAAUGUAAUAGGAAUGCUCUCAAUCAGUUUGAGCAGCAGUCUCGAAAGCCGGACCAACAGGGCCCAGGUAAGGCUUUCCGGGACCACGAUGGCGGGAGGGGUAAUGGUCCAUCGAUGGGGCGAGGACGUGGAUUUGUACCUAGAGGACCCAGACCGUCAGUAUCACCUGGUCCACAAGGCCCUCCUGGUCCUCAUAACAACCAUAACCAUGGUCCACCACAACAUCACGGCCCACCACCAGGGCACCAUGGUGGUCCUCAUGGCCCUCCGCCUCCAAGGCCAGGCCCGCCACCACACCAUCAUCAAGGUCCACCUCCACCACGUCCAGGCCCACCACCACCAGGACAUAUGGGAGGACCACCACCCGGCAUGCCUCCAAGGGGCCCUCCCCCAGGUGGACCUAGAGGACCACCCCCAGGGCAGGACCCAAGAGGACCUCCUCCAGGACCCCCAAGGCCAGACUGGGACCACAGGCCACCGGCGCCAUUCCAUCCGGGAGGGCCGCCCCCGAACCAUCAUCAUCCAGGAGGUCCACCACCUGGUCACCCUGGAGGACCACCACCCCCGAGGCCGGGACCUCCGCCUCAGAAUCCAUACCCUGGGCCACCACCACCCAGACAGCCAGGUCCCCCUGGUCACCCCCCACACAUGGGACCCCCUCCACAAGGUCCACCACCCCCACAUGUUGUGCCACCAGCGCCACAUGUUAACCCAGCAUUCUUUCCCCCGGCUUCACAACCACCACCAGUGCAGGCCCCUCCGCCUGUUCAGCCAGAUCCCUAUGGCCGACCACCGCCAGUGUCCUACCCGAGCGAUCCGUAUGCGCACAGGCCUCCUCCAGAAAGCACCGUAGAUGCGUAUGGUCGUCCUGUGGCAACUUAUACGGGUGACCCGUAUGAUCGGGCAGCAGUCCCAGAGAGACAUGAUCGUGACCGUGAUCCACUGACACCAUCUGUCACCGAACAAGAGUUUGAAGACAUGCUUGAGCAGAAUAAAACGAUUAUGCGCAGUGCAAUAGACAAGGUGGUCAAGGAUGCAAGACAAGGAAAAUACGCGAGUGCGAUUGAGACGCUGGUUACUGCCAUCUCGUUGAUCAAACAGUCAAAGAUUGCCAACGAUGACAGGUGUAAGAUCUGCAUCACGUCACUCCAGGAUACUCUACAUGGAGUCGAGUCCAAAUUAUAUGGGUCAGAAGUGAGUUCCCGAGAUCGACGUUCAAGGUCAUGGUCACGCGAACGUGAACGCGAUCGUCAUGAUGACCGCGAGAAACGCAGCAGGCAUCGCUCAAGGAGUCGCGAACGUGAAAAAGCGAGCACGCGUAGUCGUGAUCGCAGUGAACGUAGCGAACGUUACCACGAGGAGAGGAGUAGUCGCCAUAGAGACGGUGAUCGCGAUCGAGAGCGUGAUCGGGAGCGAGAUAGUGAGCGCUACAGUACUAGUAGCAGUAGCAGAAGACAUUGAGCGAGGUGAAAUACAAGGGCUACUCUAUCUUUAUUGUAAUAUCCACAACGGUGUAAAUUGUAAGCGUAGCACUAAAGUCAUGUACGUAUAGAUUAUAAACAUUGUGUGAACUUUGUUAUGUAAACACUUCGAGUUGUACAAAUAUCAUGGAUUAGAGAAAUCAUGGAUUGCAUGGAAUUGGAGAAAGAGGUGGUCAAAGUGGCUGCAGGAUCAAGUGAAUUGAAAAGAACUCAGGAUGGAUAAGAGAUGGAGGGAGAGAGGAGUGGAAGAGAAGAGAAUAGAGAUGGAAAAUCAGCGUCAUUUUAGGAUUAUCAUUGUUAGAUUUCUUCACGCAGCGUGGGAUUACUAAGUAUACUUCAUUAAUUGGAUUCACCGACGUUUUACUGUUUUAAUCGCGCUGCAGCUAUCGUACCUUUUUUCGCGUUUUUGGUCCCAAUAAAACUGUAGUGCUUCAAGCUGUCAAUUAAAAUGAAUGUGUUUUGUCUUAAACGCGUUGUUAUUUUUCCAUUUUUAACUUGGGUUGAUUUGAAGUGAAAUCCAUUUUUCGCGUUUUGCAUAUUUCAUCCAGUAGCACUUUCACAAAACUUGGAACUUUGUACUCAAAAUAGUUUUGUUCAACUGCCAGUUGUCUUACCUAAAGUGUUCAUGGGAUGGUUCCUGACCUAUUUGUGUCCUCGGUAACUGAAAGUCACUUGAGCCUUUCAAAGUGAUGGUAGGAGCAGAUAAUGUGUCUUUCCACAGCUUUGGGUCUAUGCUGAAACACCAAAACUUGUAUUGGUAUUCUGUACAUCCUCCUGUUUUCGCAUGAGGCGUUUAAGUUUCAAUAUGAAUUAGGAAACAAUUGCAAUGUCAGUUGUCUGUAAAUUUGGAGUUAUUUUAUAUGUGGAAAACUAAAAGAAUACAUGCUUCUGGUGAAAACAGAGGCCUUGAGGUAGACUGGUCUUACUUGUGUUGUAUUCGCUGGUGUGGGAACUGGCUUGACAUGUUAUUGCGGCAGUAAGUUGGAGCCCAAACCUUAGGCCAAACAGUUGUUCCAGCAAAAUGCCUGUGGUUUAGGUAUGGUUUUAUCAACAACUCCAUACCACAGGAAACGAUGUAAUGCAUGCUUUAUAAGCAUAAUCAUUCUCACUCGGUGCCCAAGAAUGUUUGUCAAACUGUGUUUCUUGUUUUUUCACAAGCUUCAAACAUUAAAGACACACCUCAGAUAGCAGGGCGCCCUCUAUCAUUUAAACGUCUCAUUCUUCCUCCAAAACUGGUAGUUUCCUCUCAUGUUGACCACUGUGACUUUGUAGUCGCACCUCUCGAUUUAGGACAAGGUGUCCUUGAUACAGAGGUUUCAGUUCCACUGUUAACUUUUGAAGCUUGUGAAAAGAUAAGCUUUCUCAGGAUAGGAUAAAGUCCUGUUGACUUCGCCCAAUUUUCAUUUUGUCCAUAGGUGUACAUGAAUAUGGUAGUGUAUAUGUUACCUAUGCAUGUCUUAAUCGCAAUUUCUUCACUAAAUACGCUAGGAAUCACAAAAGUGAUGCGAAAGAAUAAAGACCCGAUGUGCAACAUUCUUGAAGAGAAGUUCAGGUAAAAAUCACUUUGUACAUGGUGUUAUAUUAGUAGGUAAUUUUGAUAAACAUUCUGUUCUCAUCAACCCAAUUAACAGUGUCCUCAUCUUUCUCAAAAAAGGGUACCCCAAGUUGGUCCCAAAUGUUAGGAGAACUCUGUUCUCGUACAAAAACUUAUUGUAAGGUGUCUUUGAGUUCUGUAAUUUGGGUUGAUGAGAUCAUUCAAGUUUCGUUCAUAAUCUACUGCAGAAAAAGGUACCAUACACUUUAUCUGUGGAUGAUAAUCUUGUUAAAAUUUGCAAUUGUGUCACAUUUAGGGGUACUCCAAGUGACUGUAUCAUUCCUCAGCGCCAGGUUGUUUGAAAGCAUUUGGCACAUAACAGCAUGUUGACAUGUCGUUUAGUGUACAUUAUUAUUGUCCAUGAAACGACUCGUCAACAAUGCGUUAUGGUUGUAUAUUGUAAGCUAAGCUGACUUGCUUUCCAAUAUUCCAGCCCUGGAGAUAGCAAUGGAGUAGAAAUCUGAGUCUUCAUUUAUUUUUGCUAUCACAUACAUUUUGGUAGUCCCUUGUAUUAGUUGCUCAGGUAUUGGGAAAGAAAUGAAGUAGAUCUUGCAUGUCACUCUCACCGGUAUAAAGCGAUUUUAGGGUGAUUAGCCAAAACCCCACUCUAAAUAUUAGAGGGUCUAUGUGAGAAUAUAGUCCUUGUUAUGACUUUCAUCGUUGCCAUUUUGAAAUAUUAGUCCACGUCGCCACCACACGUUGAUUGUGACGAGGUCACAGGUUACAGAGUGAAUUAGUCAAAAUAGUUUGGCUCGAAAGUAAUUGUACUAUUUACUAUUGGAUAUUACCUUUUUUCUCAGUAUCUCUUAUUGAUAUAAUUUAGUCAUCGCAUAAAGAAUGUUUGUUGCUAGUUCUAUUAUGAUGGACAACAUGUUUUGGUUGUAUUUGAACCCUUCCGAGAAGUACAUGUAGAUGUCCUUGCUAAUUGAAACUUCUGUUAUAUGAGAAACAGUCACAGAAUCGCCAAGGUUAAUGUAAAUGAUGAAAACAACUUCAAUGGGUGUAUAAAGUUUUGAAUGUCACCUGCUGUUUUUAACACAUUUUAGCAGUACAAACUGGUUUGAUAAGCAUUAGGCCGUUUUCUCCUUUCUUUACUUCAAGUAUAUCAAUGUUGUGAUUGUCACUAAGAUAAAUUUGCAAGUAUGCGUUCCGCUUUAUAACUAAUUAAUCAUGUUCUCAUAAUGUCAAUAUUAUUAUUAAGUCAACAUUCAAUUCAACUGGUUGUCAUAUGAUGUGCACUAAUUAUUACAAGAAACGAAAUGCUGUACAAGUGUCAGAUGGGAUCAUUUAAAGAUGAUAUCCUAUCUUGCAGAAAAAUUAUGUUUUAAUGGGAUAGUUAGGUGAUCUCACAUCUUCAAUGCUUGUUAUAUAUGCCGACGAAAGCUUUGUCCGAAGAAAAUACCUUCCUAAGUCUUGUGUCGCCAAAUUGAAUGUAGAUGGCAUACUAUUGUAGUGGCCAUGGAUAUGUACAUGUAUUAAUUACAACUGAGAACACAAGAUUUUUAGAGGCCUUGCAUAUACUUUGACUAGAAUUCAACCAAAGAAGUAGUUGCCUGCAAUCAGAUAUUAGUAAUAUGUUUAAAUUUCACUUUCCAUGUAUGCUAGUCUUUGACACUUUGAUGCCAAUUGUGGAAUACUGCCUUUGGGAUUUAAUGAAACCUCAUUGAUGUCUUUCCCUGUGUAAAUUGUUUAAUAUUGUGUCGCACACAACACUGGAGCAGACUGCUUACCAUUUUAAAUCUCGUUGCCUGAACAUUGCCUUGCUUUCUGAUUUCAGCCUGGUGAGGUGAUAUCUGAUGUCAUUGGUUGGUGCUUACACACACCAAAUAACAAAUCCAACUUGUUUCAUUACAGAUUGAACCAGCAAUCCAGCCAAUUUCAAGCCACCCUUCCAUUGACUUAUGACGGAAACGCUGAUAAUGUUCAAGUGUAAUCAUCAAAGCUUUUAAUGACGUUUCAAGAACAGAGGUGCUCAUUGCUUUUCAAAAGAACCUGCCAUUUUAACCGUUCUACUAAGAUUUAGGAAGCAACGUCCAUUUUAUCACAGCAUUUAUUUUGUACUAUUUUACAGCAUUAAUAAAAUAUAUUUGUGUA
Molecule: messenger RNA, 5628 nt
Organism: Lineus longissimus
Lineage: Eukaryota; Metazoa; Nemertea; Pilidiophora; Heteronemertea; Lineidae
Product: cleavage and polyadenylation specificity factor subunit 6-like
Exons: 14
Coding region: 25-1920 (631 amino acids)
Biological process (GO): mRNA alternative polyadenylation
Cellular component (GO): mRNA cleavage and polyadenylation specificity factor complex
Molecular function (GO): mRNA binding
Source: RefSeq, a predicted model, not a curated record